Molecule: messenger RNA, 544 nt
Organism: Archocentrus centrarchus (flier cichlid)
Lineage: Eukaryota; Metazoa; Chordata; Actinopteri; Cichliformes; Cichlidae
Product: hepcidin-like
Exons: 4
Coding region: 67-327 (86 amino acids)
Biological process (GO): intracellular iron ion homeostasis; defense response to bacterium
Cellular component (GO): extracellular region
Molecular function (GO): 2 iron, 2 sulfur cluster binding
Source: RefSeq, a predicted model, not a curated record
GGGAGCUCACCACAAUCAUCAAGACCAGGAGAAACAGCCAAACUUCAUCCCUCAAACCUUCCUAAGAUGAAGACAUUCAGUGUUGCCGUUGCAGUGGCCGUGCUGCUCACAUUUAUCUGUCUUCAUCAGAGCUCUGCUGUCCCACUCACUGAAGAGCAGGAGCUGGAGGAGCCAAUGAGCAUUGAAUAUCCAGCAGCAGCACAUGAGGAGGCAUCAGUGGACUCAUGGAAGACCAUGUAUAACAGCAGACAGAAGCGCGGCAUCAAGUGUCGCUUUUGCUGUGGCUGCUGCAACCCCGGUGUGUGUGGAGUUUGCUGCAGAUUCUGAGGAUUCCUGCUCCAACAACCACUAAAUAUUAACUUGUGAAGUUUUAAAGUAGUCAGUUUGAAUUAUGUUCAUAGGAUGCAAAAUUUUAACGAUUUUACAAGAUUUUGGUGAUGCUGUAUUGUCUGUGUAAUCUGUGAUUUGACUCUUUCAAUAUAUUUCAUCAAAUGUCAGAGUUCAUUCAUUAAGUCUAUGAAAAAAUAAAACUGAACGUGUAAAA